UCUUUCUGUCUUUCGUUUCGCAGAGUAUCAACACUACGCUCCCGAUGACCCGCAGAUAAGACCAGUGCAGACAGGCAAACGUAGCAACCUGAAGAUCUUGGGAUGGCAACAAUAGAUGGGCGGCCAGCACAGUAUGGCAUCUCCCUCAAACAGCUCCGGGAACUCAUGGAGACCCGGGGCCGUGAGGGCAUUGCCAAAAUGCAAGAAUAUGGUGGAGUCCAGGAGGUAUGCAAGAAACUGUACACAUCUCCUAGUGAAGGUCUUAGUGGGUCCAAAGUUGACGUAGAACAUAGAAGAGACACCUUUGGCUCGAACACCAUACCUCCAAAGCCACCUAAGACGUUCCUACAACUUGUCUGGGAGGCUCUACAAGAUGUGACACUCAUUAUUUUAGAAGUUGCUGCUAUUAUAUCUUUGGCGUUAGCUUUUUAUCCCCAUGAUGAUUCAGCAGAAAAAGAUGAUAACAACAUGGAUGAAGGGCCACAGCUGGACGAGGACGAAGGGAAUCACGGAUGGAUUGAAGGCUUGGCCAUUCUCAUUUCGGUCAUAGUCGUCGUGAUUGUAACAGCAUUCAAUGAUUAUACGAAGGAACGGCAAUUCAGAGGGUUACAGAACAGAAUUGAAGGAGAGCAUAAAUUUUCUGUGAUUCGAGGAGGAGAGGUCAAGCAGAUAUCAGUUGGCGACAUUGUGGUCGGGGACAUAUGCCAAGUUAAAUACGGUGAUCUGUUACCAGCAGAUGGCAUUCUUAUUCAGAGUAAUGACCUGAAAGUAGAUGAAUCAUCUCUGACUGGUGAAUCAGAUCAUGUGAAGAAAGGAGAGCAUGUUGACCCAAUGCUUCUGUCAGGAACUCAUGUGAUGGAAGGAAGUGGUAAGAUGUUAGUAGCAGCUGUUGGGGUGAAUUCCCAAGCUGGUAUUAUCUUCACUCUUCUCGGAGCCGCUGUUGACCAGCAGGAAGCGGAGAUCAAGAAGCGGAAAAAAGAAGCUAAGAAACAGCGGAAGAAGAAGAGUUUGACAGGUGAAGAAGACGUAGCACCAGUAACUGGUAACAGUCACGUGAGUGUACCUGCUCCUAUUGCCGACAACACACCAAAUAAGCACGAUGAUGCCUUGGAAAACCACAAGCCUGCACCAGCAUCAGAGAGCCACAAGAAAGAGAAAUCUGUGCUCCAAGCUAAGCUGACCAAACUUGCCAUCCAAAUCGGUUAUGCAGGUUCCAUGAUUGCCAUGCUAACAGUAGUGAUAUUAGUUAUUCAAUUCUGUAUAAAAACAUACGUGUUUGAAGAGAGCGGCUGGAAGAGUAGUCAUGCAAGUGAGCUUGUCAAGUAUUUUAUCAUCGGUGUGACUGUGUUAGUUGUUGCGGUGCCAGAAGGGCUUCCAUUAGCUGUUACACUUUCUCUUGCGUACUCCGUAAAGAAAAUGAUGAAAGAUAACAAUCUUGUUCGUCAUCUUGAUGCGUGUGAAACUAUGGGAAAUGCUACUGCCAUCUGUUCUGACAAGACUGGAACGCUUACUACAAAUAGGAUGACAGUUGUUGAAUCAUACAUAUGUGAAAAGUUAAGUAAAACAAUUCCCAAGUUUUCGGAUAUUCCGCCGCAUGUUGCGAACACGCUAAUCCAAGCCAUCUCCAUCAAUUCAGCGUACACAUCUUGUAUUAUGCCAGGAGAUGGCGCUGGUGAAUUGCCAAAGCAAGUCGGUAAUAAAACUGAGUGUGCUUUGCUAGGGUUUGUGGAAGCACUUGGUAAACGUUACCAGACAAUUCGGGAUGACAUACCAGAGGAAGUGUUUACUCGGGUUUAUACAUUCAACUCUGUAAGAAAAUCUAUGAGCACUGUGGUACCACGGCAAGGGGGAGGUUACAGACUCUUUACCAAGGGAGCAUCAGAGAUUGUCCUCAAAAAAUGCGCCUUUAUUUAUGGCCGAGACGGUCACCUGGAAAAAUUUACGCGAGAAAUGCAAGAUCGAUUGGUCCGUCAAGUCAUCGAACCCAUGGCCUGUGAUGGGCUCCGUACCAUCUCAAUAGCUUAUCGGGAAUUUGUACCUGGUAAAGCAGAAAUUAACCAAGUGCACAUUGAUAGUGAACCCAAUUGGGACGAUGAGGAGAACACAGUCAACAAUCUGACCUGCGUCGGUUUGGUAGGGAUUGAAGACCCUGUGAGACCAGAGGUUCCUGAAGCUAUCAAAAAGUGCCAGAGGGCUGGAAUCACUGUGCGCAUGGUCACUGGAGAUAACAUAAACACAGCGCGGUCCAUUGCUACGAAAUGCGGAAUUUUGAAACCUGGAGACGAUUUCAUUAUUUUAGAAGGAAAGGAAUUCAACCGAAGAAUACGAGACAGCAAUGGCGAAGUUCAACAGCAUUUACUGGACAAGGUAUGGCCCAAACUGCGUGUGUUGGCUAGGUCCUCACCGACGGACAAAUAUACUUUGGUGAAGGGUAUUAUAGACAGUAAAGUUAGUGAGAGUCGAGAAGUGGUCGCUGUCACCGGAGAUGGGACAAAUGAUGGACCUGCCUUGAAGAAGGCAGAUGUUGGAUUUGCUAUGGGCAUUGCGGGCACAGAUGUGGCUAAGGAGGCUUCAGACAUCAUCCUGACGGACGACAAUUUUAGCAGUAUCGUGAAAGCUGUAAUGUGGGGUCGCAACGUCUAUGACAGCAUAGCCAAAUUCCUGCAGUUUCAGCUUACCGUUAAUGUCGUAGCUGUAAUCGUUGCCUUCAUUGGUGCAUGUGCUGUACAGGACAGUCCCCUCAAGGCCGUACAGAUGUUGUGGGUGAACUUGAUUAUGGACACAUUGGCCUCCCUGGCUCUUGCAACAGAAAUGCCCACAAGUGAUCUCCUGCUGAGGAAACCCUACGGACGGACAAAACCGCUCAUAUCGAGGACAAUGAUGAAAAAUAUACUGGGACAGGCAAUAUAUCAGCUUACUGUUAUCUUUGCCUUGCUCUUUGUAGGAGACAAAAUGCUGGACAUUCCUACUGGAAGAGGAGCUGAAUAUGGUGCCAAACCCAGUCAACAUUUCACCAUUAUAUUUAACACAUUUGUUAUGAUGACGUUGUUCAAUGAAAUCAAUGCCAGAAAAAUACAUGGCCAAAGGAAUGUAUUUGAAGGCAUUUUUACAAACCCCAUAUUUUAUACCAUUUGGGUUUGCACAUGUUUAGCGCAGGUCCUAAUUAUUCAGUGGGGUAGGAUGGCAUUCUCGACAGCAAGUUUAAGUUUGGAACAAUGGAUGUGGUGUUUGUUCUUUGGGAUUGGAACAUUAUUGUGGGGCCAAUUAGUGACGACAGUACCAACAAGGAAGAUUCCAAAAAUACUUUCAUGGGGUCGCGGGCACCCAGAGGAAUAUACAGAAGCCAUAACUUUGGGCGAAGAAAAGUAUGAUCCAGAUUCCCAGGACGGCAAGAAGCCUCGGGCAGGCCAGAUCUUAUGGAUCCGUGGCCUAACAAGACUUCAGACACAGGUGAUAGGUGGUGAGUUGCAAGAACGUUUGAUUCCGGUCCCCUACAGCAAGAGCUCCACUGACCAAGCUAUAUUAAGGGAAACAAUACGAGUAGUUAAUGCUUUCCGUCAGGGUCUAGAUACUCGGUACGGUGACAGCGCCGCCUUGGCCGAGGCUCUCCGAAAGCAGUCUUCUCUUGCUAAGCGAUUUUCCCAGACUUCUUCCAUUGAGUAUGCAGAUAAUGUCAUGGAUGAGUUAACGAUCCCCGAGAUCGAUGUGGAACGUUUAUCAUCUCAUAGUCACACCGAAACUGCAGUUUAAUUCUUCUGUCCUGUCGAGCUGAUGCCACACACACCUGUCCCCUGCCCUGGCAUCAGGCAUGCCAGAAAUUGUGGUGGUGAUUGUGGCAGUGUUGUUGGUAAUGGUGAUGAUUGUGAUGGUGAUGUUACAGCAGCCAAGAGGAAUGGAACAAACUAAAAAUCACGCCUUGCAUUCAUCACUGUUCUUAUAUACUUAUUAUUCAGUUAAAUGCACCACCUGUGAAGUUCAUUACAGCCUACUGAAAACAGACUACAAAAUGUAAGAACAGCUUUCUCCAAAAAAGGAACUCUAUGAUGUAAACAAAUUGAUAGUAGAUUUUUCCAAUUUUCCUCUUACAUUGUCUUAUCCCAACAAUGUCUUCAGUUUCUUUUAUUUUUAAAUCUAUCCAGGUUCAUGGCUGUUGUCAUCCCGACGUCUUUAUUCCUCCGCCCAUCUGGCGUCAUCCAUUACACCAUCUGGUCACCCACGUGGUGCAAGUUCAUGUGGUGUUGAACUUAACUGACAGUGUAAUUCAUUGAUUUUCCAAAAGACAAAUUAGAUAAGGUAGUUGCAAUGGGCGUGGUGUUAAGCUGGACAACGCAACAAGAGUUGAGGUCUAUAUGCAUGUAAUUAUUGUAAGAUAAUUUAGCUCGUAACUUCAAGAUGAAAAAUAUUAAGACAUUAUGCCAAGUGUCUUUUAAAAGGGGAGGCCAAAGCCUUGUUUGAAUGCGAUGUUGAACAGUGUGGAAAAUAUUUUUUUUUUUUUUGCCUCCCCUUGUUUAAAAGUCAGUGCCGGGAUUCGAAGCAGUAGUUGUAGAGUUCAUGUCAAAUCUUCUUUGGAAGCAAGUAAGGAGUAAACUGAAUGCUAAUGGCUCUGCACGGUGCAUGGAACCUGCCCAGGCCUCCUAACUCCUCUCAUCUUUGAAAUGAGAGGAUUUGUUAUUGACUUUUUCUUGGUGUAAUUCUUGUUCCUGCUAGCAACUAGGAUCAUCAUGUUGAAGUUGACACUGUUAAUAUUAUGUUUGUAACCACGGCAGUAGUGAAAAGGAAGAUGCUACCUCCCUUCCAGUCCAGAUCAAGAUGGCAGAGCUUCAGAUACAGAAACGCAUUGAGGGAGGAAGUGGAAUUGUGAGCAAUACCAAACGUCACACGGUGCCCGUGGUUACUGUUACUAUUUUCUGCUCUGAAGAAGAAAGUUUACCAAGUUGUUGAAUGUUCUUUACUAUCAAUAUUUAAAUCUGAAAAUACUCCUCUGAGCAAGCCAUUUUGUUAGACUGGGUUGUUGAGCAAUGUGUAGUUACAUAAUGUAGUGAAGUUGCUGCAAAGCUUGCAUUCAGUCCUGCCCGACAAGCAUGGAUGCCGAGCCGCACUGUCAGUUGUUUGUCAGGAAGUGAUGGCCCAGUGUCAGGGUCGUCAUUUCUCUUCUUUCAAGAAGAAACUCCCCCCUUCCCCUUUGUGCUCUAGUUCACUCUGUAAAUCUGUUGUGUGACUGCAAUUUUCUGUCUGUAUAAAGAGAAACAAAUUCUAGAUGUUGCAAAUAUGCAUUAGUUUAUAAGAACUUUCCAUGGGCUGUUAAGAGUAAAUUAAAGUAUCAACUCAUUGACUGAUAGAGGUUUGCAUCUGUAUGUAGGGAUAAAAUAAGAAACUAGUCUCACCAGAUGUACUGUAGAAUUCACUUAGGAUACAAGCCAUGCCACUGGUUUUGUCCUUUUCGCUCCCCAUAGACUUGCCAGUGUGACAACCACUACUACUUUUUAACAUGACAAUUGCUGAUGUAACGCAACUGUGACAGCAGUACCCAUGACCGCUAUCAUGAUGACUGUACUCUUGAAGCCCCUACAGUGACAAAGGUUAGCACCCCACUUCGCUCUGGUCACAUGCUCCGAGAGAUGUGAGAUGACGCUCAAGAUUUCUUGAGUUAUAGGACAAUGGUGACAUUGCCUGUUGUGUUUACAAGCUUACGUAGAGUCAAACCAACCAAAGGCAAGUCUUGGAUCAUAUAAACUUCUAAAAAAAUAAACGAAUCAAAGACCUUAAUAUUCUAGAUGAUGCCUGUUCUCUGUGUUAAUACCAAACUUAAAGAGAGUUGCGCAACUCAUAACCUUUAAUUUAGCUCUAGACAGGGAUUUGGCAGGCAACAUCCUUAAUUUUUUCUACUCCAGUCACAUGAGUAUUAUGUUUUCUUAAAGGUUUUAUUUCCAUCCAUUGUUAAUGGCUAUUAAUUAAUCAUUUUUACAAAAUAAAUUUUUAAUGUCUCAAUACCUUGUUGAAAAAAUGGUGUGCAUUCUUUAUUUGAAUGGUACCCUUGAAACCCGUUAGAUCUUAGGACUGCAUCAAUAUUUUUGAUCUCGGUUUGUUCUCUGGAAGAAGCUGUUGCAUCAGUUGUAGAUACAUGUGCUUGGUCUUUAUAAGAAGAAGAUUGUUUGCACUAGUGUCGAAAGUCACUAAUUAUUCAUUGUAUGCUGUUAAAAUUAUUUCUGUAAAACCUGCAGAUGUUGAGCAUAUUAUGUGCCUUAUGUCUAUGCUUUCUUUGUUGAAAUUGUAAUUUUGACUGAUUAAAAGUGAGCUUGAUCUAA
Molecule: messenger RNA, 6305 nt
Organism: Zootermopsis nevadensis
Lineage: Eukaryota; Metazoa; Arthropoda; Insecta; Blattodea; Termopsidae
Source: RefSeq, a predicted model, not a curated record